Molecule: messenger RNA, 2073 nt
Organism: Penicillium crustosum
Lineage: Eukaryota; Fungi; Ascomycota; Eurotiomycetes; Eurotiales; Aspergillaceae
Product: Zn(II)2Cys6 transcription factor
Exons: 2
Coding region: 1-2073 (690 amino acids)
Biological process (GO): positive regulation of transcription by RNA polymerase II
Cellular component (GO): nucleus
Molecular function (GO): transcription cis-regulatory region binding; zinc ion binding; DNA-binding transcription factor activity, RNA polymerase II-specific
Source: RefSeq, a predicted model, not a curated record
AUGGCAGAUUCAAUUCAAGAAAGUAUGCACGAGGCUAUUACUCACACCCGUUCCUUUACAGGGUGUGCUACAUGUCGAAGUCGACAUGUCAAAUGCGACGAAGGACGCCCAGAAUGUUCAAUGUGUCAAUAUUUUGGGUUGUCCUGUGGCGGAUACAAGAAAGACAUCUUCUUCGACUUCGAGGACUCAUCCCGCAGUCAUGGGGUCCGGUUUCGUCGACCAUUGUUUUCACUUAAAGAAAGAGAACACAUGAGUCAAUGCCUUGUCUCGAGUGCUCCUCCAAAGACGACCCUCAAAAUUAUAUCCAACAUUGAUGAAGAAUGCGAAAAGGCAACAAUUUCGGAUGAGAUCGAGAUCCAUCAAGGUCCAUUCGGGGUGUUUAGAUUGAACCAAGAUCAAGACACCCUGCCUUGCGAACCAACUGUGAACGACCAUCAAGAGACGCACUCUAGUUCCCCAGAAGAUGUGAUCCCGCUCAACAAUUCUUACUUGCCUACAUCCGAGUUGCAUCUGUCGCCUUGGUCCCAAGCAUUGAUGCAGUUCACAUUUGAUCAAGCAGAGAAUGUUCCAAGUUCACCUUUCCCGGGAUAUCUAGACGCUAUGCUAGAUCAAGGUGACGUGGAAGAUGAUCCAGCACCACAUGAAUAUUCAGCCACAUCAUGCUUUCCAGACCAAUCUUACAACCAGCCCAUAUCACCCACCUCAUUCACCUCCUCUAUGGGUACCACCAAGGCCGUGCCACAAGAUGCAGUGUUCCUUCUCAAGCACUAUGUCUCGGCUGUAAUUAGCCUGAUGACCCCCCUCCGACACUCCAAAACCCCCUGGCACGUCCUUUUUAUACCCCACACCAAGAGCUGCCUCGCUGGCUUGGCUCUCGGAGAUUAUAUGAGUGAUGCCAGUUUGUGUGCAUUUUAUGGAACAUUGGCCAUUAGUGCAUUCAGCCUUGGAGGAGUCUCUCGAUCCCAAACGUGGAGCGAAAAGGCCAUAAUUUACAAACAGAAAGCUCAACAACAUGCAAGAAUGAUGCUCACGACCGCCUACGAUGUCCCGAAAGUAGCGAAAUACAAAUCAAUCUUGAUGGCACUGCUCACCAUGGUCCAAGUGACAAUGUUCUCAGGGAACAGAAGGCAAUCGGAAUAUUAUUUUGUGGAAGCCGAAAAGUUCAUUCGCUUAAGAGGACUCCCACGCAAAAAAUCUCGAAAAGUCCGAUUGCUACAUCACUGUUAUGUUUUUGAGCGCAUCAUACAUGAGAGUGUCUUCAUUUGUGGAGCAAACUCAAGACAGCGUCAUCGCGUUCACGCGGCGAUUGAAACGAGUGGACUGGGAAACUACAGCCUUGACAGUCUGUCAUUUCGACUAUCGGGUUGGAAGAAUUUAGACCAAGAAAUGAUGAGAGUGCGCGGACAAGAGGAGGGCGAGAAUGAUCUGCAUCUUGAAAGACCUGGGUUCUGGUCUGACACUCUCUAUCCGGAGAUAUUUGGUAUCCCUGAAGCUUGGGUUCUUCUUCUAUCUCAGGUUGUUAGAUUAGGGAAAGAAAAGGAUGCGGCAGAAGCGGACGAUGCGUCCAACUGUAUUAGCUUGAAAGAGUUCAUUGGCCGCGCGAAGACCCUCGAGGACUACAUCAACAACCUACCACUACCCAGCCUGGAGAACAUCCAAUCCGAACUCGACCAUGAAAUCAUAGAAAAUAUGCUUAAUGCCAUGCAAAAUGCACUGGCAAUAUACUUCUACCGUCGAAUCCACGACGUGGAUGCUUCGUUGCUCCAGAAAAAGGUCUUGGGAGUCUUGGAUCGUCUACUACGCUGCGAGCAUAGAGACUCCAGCGUAGUACAUGGUUCAGCAGGAUUCAUUUGGCCUGCAUUUAUUGCGGCUUGCGAAGCCGAGGAUCCAUUGGUUCAGGCAUCAUUCUCCGACUGGUUUGGGAAUUCGGCACGCCGCAGUGGCCUAUCUUGUUUUACAGAGACGUUAGCCAAUAUUCAGCGAAUUUGGCAAGAGAAGACUUGUUCUAAUGGGAAGAGUAUAACUUGGUUGGAUCUGAUGAAGAGUACUGUGCCAUUACAGCAGAUAUUUUAA